Messenger RNA from Scatophagus argus, 1237 nucleotides. RefSeq names its product Aly/REF export factor (gene alyref). The transcript has 6 exons. The record is from RefSeq and is a predicted model, not a curated record. Gene Ontology annotation, biological process: mRNA export from nucleus. The coding region runs from base 127 to 936 and encodes 269 amino acids. Gene Ontology annotation, cellular component: nucleus. Gene Ontology annotation, molecular function: mRNA binding. Lineage: Eukaryota; Metazoa; Chordata; Actinopteri; Scatophagidae.
UUUGCUCAUUGUGUUUCUCGGUUCAGAGAGCGUCGAGCUGUGCAAGGAGAAAGUGAGGGACCAAUCAAGGCUAGGGUGUAUUUUUUUUAUACUUUGUUGACAGUUUAGCACUAUUGGGGCAGCAUAAUGACCGACAAAAUGGAUAUGUCUCUAGACGACAUUAUCAAGCAGAACAGGCAGCAGAGAGGUGGAGGCCGGGGAGGAAGAGGUCGGGGCCGCGGAGGCUCAGGCGGUGGCCGAGGAGGAGGCGCGGGGCGUCUUGGAGUCAGCGGUGGAGGAUUUGGAGGCCGAGGCGGCGGUUCCGGCCCUAUGAGGAACCGUCAGAACCUGAACCGCGGUAGAGGCAGACCAACGCCUUACAGCAGGCCUAAACAGCUUCCAGAUAAGUGGCAGCACGACAUGUUUGACAACGGCUUCAGCGGCUUCAAUGGUGCUGCUGGGGGUGGCGGAGGAGCUGGUGUGGAAACUGGAGGGAAGCUCCUUGUCUCCAAUCUCGACUUUGGGGUCUCAGAUGCAGACAUUCAGGAACUCUUUGCUGAAUUUGGGACCCUAAAAAAGGCUGCAGUUCAUUAUGACCGGUCAGGAAGGAGCCUGGGAACCGCAGAUGUCCACUUUGAAAGGAGGGCAGAUGCCCUUAAGGCCAUGAAACAGUACAAUGGCAUCCCACUUGAUGGGCGCCCUAUGAACAUACAGCUCGUCACAUCACAGAUUGACACACAGAGGCGACCUAUGCAGGGUCUUAACAGAGGUGGCGGGGGUAUGAACAGAAAUCGUGGAGGUGGCUUCGGAGGCAUGCAGAAAGGACGUGGCGGACGUGGUGCAGGCGGGUCCAGAGGAAGGGGUCGAGGUGGACGAGGAGGCGGCAAGCAGCAGCUUUCAGCAGAGGAACUAGAUGCCCAGUUAGAUGCCUACAAUGCUAGGAUGGACACCAGCUAAGGAACGAAGGUCCUCAGUUCUCCCUUCCUCUCUGCAUAGAAGGGUGGUUCUUAGACAUUUGCAGAAUAUUUUACACUUGGUUGUCUUCUAAAGUAAUGGAAAUUAUUGUACCGACCUCUUCUUUUAAAUGCUCCGAAGUGUUUUUUACCAGUAUUUUUAUUUUUGUUUUUUGUUUUUUUCCCCUUUUUCUGAUGAAAGUGGUUUUGGCUGUAGGUAAAUGUGAAUUGGGAUUUCCCAGUUCUUUCUUCUACCCUGUAGUUAAUGGAACUUGUAAUAAAACCUGCAGUGCAUAUUAACCAAA